ACGCAAAUAUGAUUUAUAAACUAAAAUCUGUAUAAACUUGGAGUUUGUACAGCAAAUAGUAUAUUUGAAUGUAUAGCUAUCGUUUCGAUAUGGAUUAAUGUACAUUUACGCUUUGGAUUUUUCUUUGUAUAGCAACCGGAAGUAUUACUUUAUUUGCCCUCUUAUCAAGGAAAAUGUAUUUCGUUUCUAUUUUAGAGGGUAUUAAAGGCAUAUUUUAAGCUCUUUUUAUCUUUACAUUUCUUUUAAUGUAACAUUAUGCAUUAAUUUUUUCGUUUGACGUAAAUGAGCUAUCUCUUUAUCACGAACAAAGGAACAUAAUAUUUUAUGCACAUUUUUACACCUGUUUACACGAAGCUCGUUUUUAUCAGUUUAUCACUGUCACGACAUUUAUCGUUCUCGUGGAAGAAUUAACUAUAAGCCUAAUGGCAUUACUCCUUCAGAUUAGGUGCCAGCAACAUGGUCUCGUUCCGCAUGUUCGACAAUUAUUUGCCAAUCUCUGUAGUCAUCGGCUUAAAUGUUCUUGUACUCAUAGCCGCGUAUCCAAAAUUUAAGUUAAUUAAUGUGGUAUUUAGGCAUGGUGAUCGGGCACCUGACAACAACGGACACGAAAUGUAUCCAAACGAUCCGUAUUUAAAUUACUCCUUCUAUCCAGAGGGCUUAGGACAGUUAACCAAUCGGGGCAAGUAUCGCGAAUAUCAUUUAGGGAUAGCUUUGCGCACCAGAUACAAGAACUUUUUAGGAGAUCUGUAUCUGCCGAAACUCGUCUUGGGUCACAGCUCUGAUUAUGAUAGAACGAAAAUGUCUCUGCAACUGGUUCUCGCCAGCUUGUUUCCACCAGUAAAGAAAGAACAACUAUGGAAUCCUGCAUUAAAUUGGCAACCGAUUCCGACAACAUACGUACCACGAAUUGAUGAUAAUUUCUUCUUAGCUGACGAGUGCCCACAGUUUCUUAAGGAGUAUGAUCGAGUGCUGAAUUCGCCUAAGAUACAAGAAAAAAUGUCCCAAUUUGCAGACAUGAUGAAUGACUUAACGGUACUAACCGGCAAGAAGAUCCAGACGCCUUGGAAUAUGUUUUACCUGUAUCACACUUUCGUAGCAGAGUCAUUCCUGAAUUUGCAUCUUCCGAGAUGGGCGUACAAAUACUUCCCGGAUGGUCAAUUAUUCGAUGGGAUUGUAGCUGCAUACAAUAUUGCAAGUUCUACUCCAUUAUUAAAGAGGCUGUAUGCUGGCCCAAUAAUUCGUGCCAUUACGGAAAAUAUGGGAGCUAUACAAAAUGGGAGCUCGUCAACAAAAAUUUAUUUAUAUAGUGGACAUGAAACUAACGUUGCGGCACUGUUACACGCCUUCAACGUGUACAAGCCUCAUGUACCUGAAUACUCCAGCGCAGUUGUUUUAGAAUUAUUAGAGGAAAACAAUCAGUAUUAUGUGAAGCUUUUACAUUAUCGGGGCAUUCCGCCGAUCUUCGACGAGCUUACAUUCCCAGGUUGUGAAACUCUGUGUCCUUUCGAUAAGUUCUCGGAUUUAAUUCGAGACUUGAUUCCAUCCAACGAAGAAAUGGUUUGCGACAAGAGACAGACUCCGGAUUACGCAGACACAAAGUAUUCAGCUGAAUCGAAAAUUAAAUUAUUUAUAGAAUCGUUGCUUUCGAAGCUAAUUAAUGUAAAUAAUAACACCUAAUGUCUCUUGCAAUUCCAAUUAGAAUGUCACAAAGUAUUUUAAAUAUAUAAUUUUUUUUAAA
This is a messenger RNA of Wasmannia auropunctata (little fire ant), 1738 nucleotides long. RefSeq names its product venom acid phosphatase Acph-1-like. The record is from RefSeq and is a predicted model, not a curated record. Gene Ontology annotation, biological process: dephosphorylation. Bases 457 to 1677 code for a protein of 406 amino acids. Gene Ontology annotation, molecular function: phosphatase activity. NCBI's taxonomy places the organism in Eukaryota, Metazoa, Arthropoda, Insecta, Hymenoptera, Formicidae. The transcript is spliced from 6 exons.